Molecule: messenger RNA, 1399 nt
Organism: Tripterygium wilfordii
Lineage: Eukaryota; Viridiplantae; Streptophyta; Magnoliopsida; Celastrales; Celastraceae
Product: probable cysteine protease RD19B
Exons: 4
Coding region: 98-1213 (371 amino acids)
Cellular component (GO): lysosome
Molecular function (GO): cysteine-type endopeptidase activity
Source: RefSeq, a predicted model, not a curated record
GCAAUUGCAAGCAGAUAUAUUAUUUAUAUAGGUUUUUGUGUGUAUAUAUAUAAUAGGUCUUCUUCUUCUGGCUUGUUUUUGGUCUCUGCAUCUAGACAUGAUUCACCCAAACUUUUCUCUCAUUGUUGUUCUCUCUUUAGUCUUUGUCUCUGCAAUAUCGGCGGAGACUUUCUCGCCGGGAUCGGAUGGUGAGGAUCAGUUGAUUAGGCAGGUGGUGGAUGACCAGGAUCAUCUGCUGAGCUCGGAGCACCACUUUUCGUUGUUCAAGCGGAACUUCCAGAAGGUCUAUGGAUCGCAGGAGGAACACGACUACCGGUUCGGCGUGUUCAAGGCUAACCUUGGUCUCGCGGCGCGGCAUCAGAAGUUGGACCCGAGUGCUGUCCAUGGGGUCACUCAGUUCUCCGAUUUGACUCCGGCUGAGUUCCGGAGGACGUUCCUGGGGUUGAGAGGGCUACGAUUUCCCAAGGAUGCGAACAAGGCGCCGAUUCUGCCUACUACUGACUUGCCGGAGGAUUUUGACUGGAGAGAGCGUGGAGCGGUCACCGCUGUCAAAAACCAGGGAUCUUGCGGAUCAUGCUGGAGUUUUAGCACAACUGGAGCCUUGGAAGGAGCUCAUUUCCUUGCCACUGGAGAACUUGCCAGCCUGAGCGAGCAACAGCUCGUGGAUUGUGACCAUGAGUGUGACCCUGAAGAACCUGGUUCCUGUGAUGCUGGGUGCAAUGGCGGGCUCAUGAACAGUGCAUUUGAGUACACACUGAAGGCUGGUGGACUUAUGCAAGAAGAAGAAUAUCCCUACACUGGUACCGAUCGUGGGAAAUGCAAAUUUGACAAGUCCAAGAUUGUAGCAUCAGUGGCGAACUUUAGUGUUGUAUCCCUCGAUGAAGAUCAAAUAGCUGCAAAUCUUGUGAAAAACGGUCCUCUUGCAGUGGCCAUCAAUGCGGCAUACAUGCAGACAUAUGUGGGCGGAGUUUCAUGCCCAUAUAUCUGCUCAAAGCGGCUGAAUCAUGGAGUGCUACUUGUGGGGUAUGGUUCAGCUGGUUAUGCUCCAAUCCGGAUGAAGGACAAGCCAUACUGGAUCAUCAAGAAUUCGUGGGGUGAAAACUGGGGAGAAAGUGGAUAUUAUAAGAUAUGCAGAGGUCCCAAUGUUUGUGGAGUGGAUUCAAUGGUCUCCACUGUUGCUGCAGUCCAUACCACUUCAGAAAAAUAUCACUAGCAUCCAGUCACAGUUUAAUCAAAUACUGGAUGUUUGUAUGUAUAUAUGGACAUCUUCAUUAUCAAUUUGGGUCUUGUACUGUUUUAUCAUUUGUAUCCUCCUAAUGGGGCUUAAACUGCAAACUCGACCGAUUAUUGUCUUUAUCAAAGUCCUUUGUACUGCAAGUGCGCGCAAUGCAUUCUCUCA